Molecule: messenger RNA, 8937 nt
Organism: Abrus precatorius (Indian licorice)
Lineage: Eukaryota; Viridiplantae; Streptophyta; Magnoliopsida; Fabales; Fabaceae
Product: DExH-box ATP-dependent RNA helicase DExH14
Exons: 49
Coding region: 1-6270 (2089 amino acids)
Molecular function (GO): nucleic acid binding; ATP binding; ATP hydrolysis activity
Source: RefSeq, a predicted model, not a curated record
AUGUUGAUUCAGAUUCCUCGCCUCACCAACUCCCUGAGAGACACCUUCGAUGUCGACCAGGCCUAUCUUCAUCGCAAAACCAUUCUCCACAACCAAAGACCUCGCAAUUCAGCAAGCUCGCUUGAUGAAUCGGAACUCGCGCGGAAGAUCGUGUACGGGUGGGAGGAAGCUUCAUCGGAAGUGCGGCAGGCCUACAAGCAAUUUAUAGGAGCAGUGGUGGACUUGGUUGAUGGAGAAAUGCGCUCUGAGGAGUUUCAUGAGGUGGCACUGGCUGUAUACCGUCUUUUUGGCAGGCUGGUUGCGGAGGAGGAGGAGGAUUAUACUGAUAGAAUUAUUUCUGAUAGAAAGUUAGAAUUGGAAAAACUUACUGGUCAUGCAAUUGCUGAUGCCAAGUUGAGGCAAGUUGCAUCUCUAGCGCAGAGACUUUUAAAUUUGCAGCCUAGCAGUAAAAACUCUACAAUUUCUUUGCAAAGAAAUCUAGAUGCUGACGAGGAUUUAGAAUUUGGAGCUGAUUUGGUUUUCCAAGCACCAGCUCGUUUCUUGGUUGAUGUAUCCUUAGAUAAUGAAGAUAUGAUGGAUUUCAAAAGCACAGCCUCUUUAGCAUUUCACCAAGAACAGUAUGAUUAUACAGUCCCAACAGAUCAGGCUGUUGUUGAAGGGGAAAAGUUCAACUUGACUUGGUUAAGAGAAGCAUGUGAUAAAAUAGUUAGGAAUUGUAAUUCACAGCUAUCCCGAGAUGAAUUGGCAAUGGCCAUUUGUAGGGUUCUUAAUUCAGAAAAGCUGGGCGAAGAGAUAGCUGGAGAUCUGUUGGAUCUUGUUGGUGAUAGUGCAUUUGAAACUGUGCAAAAUCUAUUAUUGCAUCGAAAGGAGAUUGUUGAUUCUAUUCAUCAUGGCUUAUUGGUAUUGAAGUCUGAUAAAAAUGCUUCAAAUGCUCAGUCUCGUAUGCCAAGUUAUGGAACACAGGUGACUGUUCAAACAGAAUCAGAAAAGCAAAUUGACAAGCUUCGACGCAAGGAGGAAAAGCGAAAUAGACGGGGAAUAGAACAUGCCGGUGAUGAUGACUUGUCUGCAUUGGAUUUCUUAUCUUUACUUCAAGCAAGUGAGAGGAAAAAAUUGUUUGAUGAGAUGAUUGGUUCUGGGGAUAGGUCCCAGUCAAUAGCUGUUACUGCUCUUCCUGAAGGAACUGUAAGGAAGCAUUUUAAGGGGUAUGAAGAAGUUAUCAUUCCCCCAAAGCCAACUGCACCAAUGAAACCUGGAGAAAAGCUGAUUGAGAUCAGGGAGUUAGAUGACUUUGCUCAAGCUGCGUUCCGUGGUUACAAGUCACUAAAUCGUAUUCAGAGCAGGAUAUUUCCAACUGUUUACGGAACUAAUGAGAAUAUUCUAGUGUGUGCUCCUACAGGAGCUGGCAAAACUAACAUAGCUAUGAUUUCAAUUCUACAUGAGAUUGGACAGCACUUCAGAGAUGGUUACUUGCACAAAGAUGAAUUUAAGAUAGUUUAUGUUGCUCCAAUGAAGGCUUUGGCUGCAGAGGUCACAUCAACAUUCAGCCAACGUUUAUCUCCUUUGAAUAUGAUUGUCAGAGAGCUUACUGGUGAUAUGCAGCUCUCUAAAAAUGAACUUGAAGAAACUCAGAUGAUAGUGACAACACCUGAGAAAUGGGAUGUCAUUACUCGCAAGAGUAGUGACAUGUCAUUGUCGAUGCUGGUGAAGCUCUUAAUCAUUGAUGAGGUCCAUCUACUUAAUGAUGAUAGAGGUCCUGUAAUAGAGGCUCUAGUCGCUAGAACCCUACGACAGGUGGAAUCUACUCAGACAAUGAUACGCAUUGUGGGGCUGUCUGCCACUCUUCCCAAUUACCUAGAGGUUGCACAAUUUCUCCGAGUAAAUCCAGAAACAGGUCUUUUCUUCUUUGAUUCUAGUUAUCGUCCAGUGCCUCUUGCACAACAAUAUAUUGGAAUCAGUGAGCCAAACUUUGCAGCUCGUAAUGAGUUGUUGAAUGAUAUAUGCUACACAAAGGUUGUUGAUUCUAUUAGGCAAGGGCAUCAGGCAAUGGUAUUUGUCCAUUCACGAAAAGACACUGUGAAGACAGCACAGAAGCUGGUUGAACUUGCACGAAGGAAUGAGGACUUGGAACUGUUUUGUAAUAAUACACAUCCGCAAUAUACCUUCAUGAAGAAAGAAGUCAUUAAAUCAAGAAACAAAGAUCUCGUUGAACUUUUUGAAUCUGGCAUGGGUGUACAUCAUGCUGGCAUGUUACGUGCAGAUAGAGGACUUACUGAGCGGCUUUUCUCUGAUGGACUUCUGAAGGUUCUUGUCUGUACAGCAACUCUGGCAUGGGGUGUCAAUCUACCUGCACACACAGUUGUCAUUAAGGGUACCCAAUUAUAUGAUCCAAAAGCUGGUGGGUGGCGAGACCUGGGUAUGCUUGAUGUUAUGCAGAUAUUUGGGCGAGCUGGGAGACCUCAGUUUGACAAGAGUGGUGAAGGUAUCAUAAUUACAUCUCAUGACAAACUAGCAUAUUAUCUGCGACUGCUGACAAGUCAACUCCCCAUAGAAAGCCAGUUUAUUAGCUCCUUGAAAGAUAAUUUAAAUGCAGAGGUGGCAUUGGGUACUGUAACUAAUGUUAAGGAAGCCUGUGCAUGGCUUGGCUAUACGUAUCUUUUCAUAAGAAUGAGGAUGAAUCCUUUGGCAUAUGGUAUUGGGUGGGAUGAGGUGAUGGCAGAUCCAGCUUUGAGUUCUAAGCAAAGAUCUCUUGUAAUUGAUGCUGCACGUGCACUUGAUAAAGCAAAAAUGAUGCGGUUUGAUGAGAAAAGUGGCAAUUUUUACUGUACUGAGCUUGGUCGCAUUGCAAGCCAUUUUUACAUUCAAUAUUCCAGUGUUGAAACAUACAAUGAGAUGUUGAGACGCCACAUGAAUGACAGUGAGGUGAUUAACAUGAUUGCGCAUUCUUCUGAAUUUGAGAAUAUUGCUGUUCGAGAAGAAGAACAGAAUGAGCUAGAGAUGUUGGCACGCACAUCAUGUCCAUUAGAAAUUAAGGGUGGUCCUUCCAACAAACAUGGAAAAAUUUCCAUUCUGAUUCAGUUGUACAUAUCUCGUGGUUCUAUAGAUUCUUUUUCGUUGGUAUCUGAUGCUGCGUACAUAUGUGCAAGCUUGGCUCGUAUAAUGCGGGCUUUAUUUGAGAUUUGCUUAAGAAGAGGCUGGUGCGAGAUGUCUUUGUUCAUGUUGGAAUAUUGCAAAGCUGUGGAUCGCCAAGUUUGGCCACAUCAACAUCCUCUUAGACAAUUUGACAAGGACCUUUCUGCAGAUAUAUUGCGGAAGCUUGAAGAACGGGGGGCUGACCUAGAUCGCCUGUUUGAGAUGGAGGAAAAAGACAUUGGGGCAUUAAUUCGUUAUGUGCCUGGAGGAAGGUUGGUCAAGCAAUACCUAGGGUAUUUUCCAUCACUUCAGUUAUCAGCAACUGUUAGUCCAAUCACCAGAACUGUGUUAAAGGUUGAUUUGGUUAUCAUGCCCAUUUUCAUUUGGAAAGAUCGUUUUCAUGGUACUGCUCAACGUUGGUGGAUUUUGGUAGAGGAUUCUGAGAAUGAUCACAUCUACCACUCAGAACUCUUUACCCUGACAAAGCGGAUGGCUAGGGGAGAACCUUACAAGCUUUCCUUCACUGUGCCUAUAUUUGAACCACAUCCACCACAAUAUUACAUUCAUGCCAUUUCUGAUUCCUGGCUUCAUGCAGAGGCAUUCUACACUAUUACUUUUCAUAAUUUACCAUUGCCAGAGGCUCGGACUGCUCACACUGAACUUCUUGAUUUAAAACCUCUUCCUGUGUCUUCCCUUGGCAACAGUGCCUAUGAAGCAUUAUAUAGAUUUUCACAUUUUAAUCCUAUACAAACACAGACUUUUCAUGUCUUGUAUCAUACGGACAAUAAUGUUCUGUUAGGAGCUCCAACUGGAAGUGGAAAAACUAUAUCUGCGGAACUUGCUAUGCUUCGACUCUUCAACACUCAGCCUGAUAUGAAGGUUAUUUAUAUAGCACCUUUGAAAGCUAUUGUUAGAGAAAGAAUGAGUGAUUGGCAAAAGCGACUUGUCUCUCAGCUAGGGAAAAAGAUGGUUGAAAUGACUGGAGACUAUACUCCUGAUUUGAUGGCUCUCUUGUCAGCAAAUAUCAUCAUAUCUACCCCUGAAAAAUGGGAUGGUAUAAGUCGAAAUUGGCAUAGUCGUAGCUAUGUCACAAAGGUUGGACUUGUGAUAUUGGAUGAGAUUCACUUAUUAGGAGCUGAUCGUGGGCCUAUCCUUGAGGUUAUUGUUUCUAGGAUGAGAUAUAUAUCAUCUCAAACAGAGCGUGCAGUACGGUUUAUAGGCCUUUCUACAGCUCUAGCUAAUGCUGGUGAUCUAGCUGAUUGGUUAGGCGUUGAGGAGAUAGGACUCUUCAAUUUCAAGCCAAGUGUGAGGCCCGUCCCUCUAGAAGUUCAUAUUCAGGGAUAUCCUGGAAAGUAUUACUGCCCGAGGAUGAACAGUAUGAAUAAACCAGCAUAUGCUGCAAUAUGCACACAUUCACCUGCAAAACCAGUCCUUAUAUUUGUCUCAUCACGACGCCAGACAAGACUUACUGCACUUGACCUAAUUCAGUUUGCCGCAUCAGAUGAACAUCCAAGGCAGUUCCUUGAUUUGCCAGAAGAAGAACUGCAGAUGGUUCUGUCUCAAGUCUCUGACCAAAACUUGCGGCAUACUUUACAAUUUGGCAUUGGAUUACACCAUGCAGGCUUGAAUGACAAAGACAGAUCUCUGGUCGAGGAACUUUUUGCAAACAACAAGAUUCAGAUAUUGGUUUGUACCAGCACAUUGGCUUGGGGUGUGAAUCUUCCAGCUCAUCUAGUGAUUAUCAAGGGGACAGAAUACUAUGAUGGAAAAUCGAAAAGGUACGUUGAUUUUCCAAUCACUGAUAUUUUGCAAAUGAUGGGUCGUGCUGGCCGGCCUCAAUUUGAUCAACAUGGGAAAGCUGUGAUUCUUGUUCACGAACCCAAGAAGAGCUUCUAUAAAAAGUUCUUGUAUGAACCCUUUCCUGUUGAGAGUAGUUUGAAGGUGCAGUUGCAUGAUCACAUUAAUGCUGAGAUUAUUUCUGGAACAAUUGCCCAUAAACAAGAUGCGGUGCAUUAUCUUACAUGGACUUACUUAUUUCGCAGACUGAUGGUCAAUCCUGCAUAUUAUGGACUGGAGAAUGCAGAACCUGAAUUUCUAAGUUCAUAUUUGUCUAGUCUAGUACAGAGCACAUUUGAAGAUUUGGAAGACAGUGGAUGCAUACAGAUGAAUGAAGACAAGGUGGAACCCAUGAUGUUGGGUUCAAUUGCUUCUCAGUAUUACCUCAGUUACAUGACUGUAUCGAUGUUUGGUUCAAACAUAGGACCGGAUACAUCACUUGAAGUCUUUUUGCAUAUUUUAUCUGCUGCUUCUGAAUUUGAUGAACUUCCUGUGCGUCAUAAUGAGGAAAAAUACAAUGAAGCACUGUCUGAGAAAAUUAAAUAUCCAGUGGAUAAGAACCGUCUAGAUGACCCCCAUAUCAAAGCAAAUCUUCUAUUUCAGGCUCAUUUUUCUCAAUUGGAGUUACCAAUUAGUGACUAUGUCACCGACUUGAAAUCAGUACUAGAUCAGAGUAUACGCAUUAUUCAGGCCAUGAUUGAUAUAUGUGCUAACAGUGGUUGGCUUUCAAGCUCAAUUACUUGCAUGCAUCUUCUGCAAAUGGUCAUGCAGGGUUUGUGGUUGGACAAGGACUCAUCCUUAUGGAUGUUGCCAUGCAUGAAUGCUGAUCUUAUAAGUUCUCUUGGCAGAAGAGGAAUUUCUAGUGUACAGGAAUUAUUUGACAUUCCCAAGGCAGCACUGCAGACUGUAACUGCAAAUUUCCCGGCUUCAAGAUUGUAUCAGGAUCUACAGCAUUUCCCUCACGUUAAAAUGAAAUUAAAGCUUCAGAGGAGGGACACUGAUGGUGAGAGGUCCCACACAUUAUAUAUCAGAUUAGAGAAGACCAAUUCUAGACGACAUUCUUCUAGAGCAUUUGUACCUCGAUUUCCUAAGAUAAAAGAGGAACAAUGGUGGUUGGUUCUUGGUAAUACUGCUACGUCUGAGCUAUAUGCUUUGAAAAGAGUUUCAUUUUCUGAUCAGUUGGUUACUUCCAUGAAGUUGCCUCAAACUCCAGCUAAUCUUCAGGGCAUGAAAUUGAUUUUGGUCUCCGACUGCUACGUUGGAUUUGAACAAGAACACUCCAUUGAAGAACUUCUAUGUUAGCCAAUAGCAGGGCUUCUACUUAGUGGAGCCAUCAUUGGUGGCUAGCAUUGUACAUACUGUAUAAGAUGUUGGGUUAUAUUUAUUCUCACAGUAAAUUUUUCUCUCUAUUACAUCACUCAUCUAAUCGCUCCUGUUCUUAUGUUUCCCUAAUUUGUAAAACACUAGAACAAAUAUGUCGUAGACAUAGCAUUUCUAUAAGAUGUACCGUUUAAGGAGAUUUUUUCUUUGUUGAUGUGGGGUUGAGAGUUGCCUACGUUGUACGAAAAAUCUAUGCUUUUGUAACUGGACUAGUAUUUGGCUUCAAUUAGUCAGUGUAAACGUCACUAUCCAUAGGAUUUGCUAUUGCAUUUAAAAUUGUACCGUAGAUAAUCAAUCAUAAUGCACCGGUUUCCGGAUAUCUUUUGUUUUUAGUCAUGUCACCGUUUGUAUAAAUAAAGGGACUACACUGACUGGUCCUUGCCUGGGAUUUGAUCAAAUCAAAUAUUCCUAAAUAUUUAAAGUAGGCCGAAAUAUGUCUUAACAUCUGUAACUUUGUGAAGGAAUUAAUCUCAUUAAGCAUAAGAAAUCCAGCAUCUCUCAUGUGUAAAUCGCAUUAUUUAAUGGGAUAGUCUUCUCCCUGCAGAAAGUCCAUAAACCACUUCCUAUGACGUUCAUGCACAUAUAGUUAAGGAAUCGGAAAGAAAUAGUAACAUCAACUGCUGACGUGGAAAAAAUAUGCUACAAAAGUUAUGUAAAGAAAUGGAAGAUAUGAACAUCAGAACACAGUGACAUCUAAAUUCCACAAAAGUAUGCUGGAUUACCAAUUGCCAAAACCUGAUCCAAUUCCGGGUGGCCUACAUGCAAACAAUAAACUGCUCUGGAGACAAAAAUAACUUUAAAUAGAGAGAGAGAAACAAAACAAUGAAAUUGUGGAAUGAUUGCUUCGCUGCAAAGGUUGCAAGGUAGAAAAUAAAUAACAUAUUAAGGUGUGUUUGAGUAAGCUGAAUAAUUGAGUGUUUAUUUAUUAAGCUUUUUCCAUAUGAAAGUUUAUGGCGUGAAUUUGAUCAUAUAUCUUAGUGGAAUAAGCUGAAAAUAGUUUGUUCUAUGAAGUUGAAAUGAGUUUAUUAAAGUUAGUUAUAAUAAAAACAUAUAAACUAUUUUUGUAAGUUCUUCGUGAACUGUUCUAAACUCAUUAUUAGACGUUACACUUGUGUCAAUUUUUUUCUUUAUUUGAAGAAAUAUGCAAAUAAAACAAAUCUUUAUGUUGCAGUUUGCAACAAGCAAUACUCGAAUUGUCCACAAACUCCACUUAAUUUUGAGUGCUUCCAACAUUGUGAUGGAAUAGAACCCUAAAUUCAAAAUUAAAGCAUAAUAAGGAAUUAGGUAGAGAAAUUUAAAGGUAGUCUGAUGCAAAAGUUGUGAAACUUAAAAAAGUAGGUAAUGUCCAACCAACUCAAUAGAACAUAAAACACUUUUUCUGUAUGGCAUCAUCUACAAAAGGUAAUGUUGUUUAAGCUAGAAUCGUCCGCAACAUGGUGAAAUUAACUUUUUCUGACAAUUUGUUUUUUCAUAUGUAGAAAUCAAGCAUGUACCACUUGUCAGGCAGAUAGUUUGCCUAAUCAAAGACUUACAUUGUAAACAAAAAGGUAGAAUUAAAGACUCGAGGCAAGAGAUUUUGAGGUUGAUGUGGAUACAAGUUGAAAAUUUUUUCACUCAAAGCAUAUGAAAGCAUCCUAUUAAUGAGGUAAAAAGUAAUAAGGACAACGUCACUCCAAAAUGAUGGAGAACAUGAACAUAAAGCUUAUAAGAAGUUUCAAAAAGAUGUCUAUUUUUAAGUUCAACAAUCCUAUUUUCUUCCAGAGUAGGAGGACAAGACAUUUGAUGAAGAAUCUCAUGCAAGGGCAUAAAACUAUAAAAGGAAGUAGAUAAAUAUUUUUUGGAAUUAUCAUUUGAUAAAAUACAAAUCAAAAUGCUAAAUUGAGUUUUUAUUUCAUUAUAAAAAGAAUGAAAGAUAAAAGGCAGAUUAAAAUAAUCUUUUAUUAAAUAAAAUCAAGUACAGAAAAAUCAUCAAUAAAAAUGUCAAAGUAUUUUGAUCCUAAACUAUAAACUACACAGCUAAAAUUCCAAACAUCUUAAUGAAUUAAAACAAAGAGAGAUAAAGCUCAAUUAAUAACAUGACUAGGAAUAGCACUACCGACAUGUUUACCUAAUCUAUAUGAUUCACACAACAUUAGCAGCAGCCUAGUUAAGCAUGAAUCAUUAGUGGAGUGUCCAUUGUUGAACCAAUUUGAGAGGUUUGUUGGAUCUGGUAUAAACCCUGGGACUCACAUUUGAACCCAAUCAUCCUAUCCAAAUAUUGAUCUUGUAAGGUGAUAACUCUAUAUUUUGUUGGAUUUUUAGUUAGUUUUCUAGUAUUUUUUUAAUAGAAAUUUGUAGUUUGGAAGAUUAAAUUCUAGUUUCUACCUGUAUCAUGAGAUCAAUGGCAUUCUUUUCCUUUAGAUUUAUAGUUUCACAACAACAAAAAAGUCAACCAAAAAUAAGAAACUCACAUAUUUCAAAGACAAGCAUAAUUUCUUUCUACGGGUCAAAGAGCGUCACUUCCCAAUAUAUAUUUAGUGGAAAAAUCCUAACUAUUUUAUUUUAAGUCCAAAAAUUAUGAAACCAAUGAGAAUAUUUUCCUUUAAGUGU